Messenger RNA from Paramuricea clavata, 25989 nucleotides. NCBI's taxonomy places the organism in Eukaryota, Metazoa, Cnidaria, Anthozoa, Malacalcyonacea, Plexauridae. The record is from the annotation of a GenBank genome assembly.
AGAAAUCUUUUGAAGCAAUCAACAAUGGUCUUGAUGAAAUUUCACAGGCUAGCCAAAAUGAGAAUUCUGCAAAUGCAUCUACUUUCCAAGGUAAAAAUUAAUGUAGCCAACAAAUUUUAAUUUCAGAUUAACAUCUCUUGGUUGGGGGUGAUUAAAAAAGGUGGAUCUGAAUCAAUAGCCUAUAUUUUAAUGAGUGUUAAUGCACCUAUCAAUGUUAAUCCCCUGAGGGGGGGGGGGGCAUACGUGGGGCAUUUGAUUUUUCGAACAAAUAGUCAAAGGAAUGAAAGUGUUAAUUUGAACAAAACAAAUGAAACAGAGACAGAACCAAACCUAACCCAAUUAAUUAUAACGUCACGUUUCAAACAGAAACAAACCGGUAAAAUAGUUUAGGCUACUCUAUACAAUGUACAUACCCUAACGUAAAUGGUAGUAAUUACAAAAUGUACCUGAUCAGAUGAAAAGCCCUAUAUUUUUAAUAUAAACGAUAUUUGUUGUUUAGGAACGUCCGAGUUCCUUUUGAAAAAUCCCGAGUUUGUUGAAAAUCAGAACGUGGAAAGUGGAAUAGUAUGUAACAAGGACACUGGAGGGUUGAAGACGUUGCAAUGUUGGUCACGAGGAAUAUUUUUCAUUGUCAGUGCAGGUGGUCAUAUUGAUUAUUGGCAACCGCUGUACAGGUAACUCGCCUAUGCAAUUGAUAGUAAUUUUGGCAUUUCCUAUUCUCCUUGUACCACAUAUAUACUAAAUAGAGAAUAACUUUUUAGGUCAGAAUCUCCCACACAGGCAUUUCUCAUAACCGUUCUUUGGCUGCAUGGUAAACUUAAACGUUUAAAAGAUGUUGGUCAUAGCGAUGAAAGCAUUAUUCAAACAAUGUCAUCAGUUAUCCUUGCAUAUGAUAACAUGUGCCAUUUAGAUGGCCUUUUGGUGUCAAAAAGGAAUCUCCCCCUUCCUAGGCCCUUUGACCAAGCAUGGAAAUGUAUUGGAAAAGUGAUUGAUAGGUUGCACCUCCGAAACCAUGUUGAUACAAAGUGUCAAAAGCUGUACAACCCAGAUGAUAAAGUGCCAAAAGGUUUCAACACAAUGGCGUGUGAGCAAACUUUUAUCUGGGCCAGUCGGUUCAAGAAAGUCAUGUGUGCUAUGCCACAUCUUCACCAGUUCUUUUUCCUACACAGACUUGUUCAGUACAGAAACAAGUACACUGAGAAAUGCCAUUUACACCGCAAAACACCAGUUUUGCCAAAGAAAUAGAGUUUCUGUUAAUGUCUAUAGUGCAUGUAACAAUUAUUAAUAUGGUUUUUGGGCAUGCAGGAUUGCAGGGUGUAUAAAAAAGUACAUUACUGCCAUGAACGCAUGAAAGUAUAUUACUACCAAUCUGCCAUGAACGCAUCGUUAGUGUGACGAACGGAUUAGCCCCAUCAAAUUACUGCAAUAGGUUAUGGCUAAUUUGAAUUUGAAAGGUGUACUUUUUUAUACACCCUAGGCCUGCAUAGCGUAAAAAUGAAUUAAUUGUACCUAUAUUAGCUUUAGACAUUGAAACGUUCCUGUAGCUUAGCAAGAAUCCAAACAAUAUGUUAUAAUCAAGUAUUAAAUCAAAUAUUAUUCAAGUGCUAUAUUAUUAAAAGUAGAUUUUUUCAAUGUCACGUAACAUACGCUCAAAACUCGAUAUGAGUUCACAGGCGGCACAAUCUCUGAACGUCCUAGAUGAUUGACAACAAAGUUAUUUUGAGUGGUACGCCAAAAUGAUUUAGGUUUUGAACAUUACGCGACAUUGAAAUUGUUAUUUAUCAAAUUUAUGUACAAUAGUUAAUAUCUAAAUAAUUUAUCUAAAAUAUACUACAGUGGUUUUAACAUGUCACCGUAGCUGUCUAAAUAUUCUAAUGACUAUCAGGUGUCGUACAACCAUCACACAGGAACGUUUUCUGUUUCUUUAACGCUGCAGUGUAGUUGAGGCCAACGCAAUUAUAAUGUACCCAUUGCGCACAUGCAUUGCACUGGAUCCAGCCAGUCUUUUUCUUCUUGUUGCAAACAUUGCAAUUAUUUAAAUUUUUUGAUUGGCCAUCAUUGUGUCUCUUGGAUGACCACUGCGUUUCAUCUAAAUAAAAGGAGAAGAGGAAAGAAACCAAUUUUUAUAUGGGUAUAAAAAUAUAUCUUCGCUCUUGUCACUCAUAAUUCGCUAUAAAGAAAUAUGACAUUAAUUAAUUUAUAUAGCAGCAGACACAAGUAUACAGAGAUGACGAAAACGUUACAUGUUGCAUAUUAUCUUUUUUAUACUGGACAUCUCUUUCAGUUUUAAACUGUUCCCCUUAGAGAUCCAGUAAGGGUCAUCCCUCAAAAGAUCUGAUCCUCGGAACGCUAAUUUGAUUUAAACAAUUAAACUCUUUUAAGGCUGCUUUCCAGUCACGUGUUUUUCAUACGUGCGUAUACGCACGGAAAAGUUGAAAUAUCUUUAAAUGUUAUUUAUGAAAUAACUGAAUGAAAGGAAAGCAUAUAGUUUUGUGAAUGAUUUAAUGUGCAUUCAUGUAAAGGUCAUUCGUACUAGUGAAUUAAAACACGUUACUGGAACGAAACCUUUACUCAAAAUUUACAAUUAUCUCAACUCGCCAACGUUUGCAUACGUGCUUGCUUCUACAAAGAACUAAUUACUGUACCUUCACUCGCGAAGUCGGUUAUGUCGCGCUCAUCGGCUAUUCCUGAAAAACAAAAUACUACAUAUAAAAACCACACGAAAACAGCAUAACGAACUUCAUACACAGAUUUAAAAGUGGAUGAAAAACAUGAGCUGCGUGCUGAUAAAAUAUAGAACAGAAUUCUGGUUACUUGUAACUAAUAGUGAUUUAUCAGAGUCAGCAAAAAAUUAAUAUUAAUUAUUUUCCUUGUAUAUAGGGGUUGGAUGCAGUGAAAUAAUUAACAUAAUUUACUCGCCUUGAUAUGAUUACUUUCAGUAAGUUAAAAUUUGACCACAUGCAUACAUAUGCGAUGGCUUGACGUUUAAUAAUAUUUAUAAAUUAUAAUUCAAAAGAAAUGAAUGUACUAAUAAUUUCGAAUAUUUAUACAGGAUAACCCAUUAGCACUCUUGUCCUUUUAUCACUAGGUUCCAUGAGGAAACCCGCGUAUUCCAUACAUAUUAUAUAUUUGUAUAUUCUCACCUGAGUCAUCCAGUGAUGUCACACGCAUUGUUGGCAUUGCAGUCUGUGACAACUGAGAUUCUGGAAUUACAAAUAGUGAUGUAAGUCCAUUUGGAAAAUAUUUAUAACAAGAUUGACGAUAUUUCCUAUCGAUGUUAAAGAUAAUUAUCUUGUUAUGACUUUGUUUAUAAACUAAUCUACAAUUCCCGAGACAGCUUGAGCAACACUGCUGGAAUCACUGCAACAGCUUGUCCUUUCUUGUUGCUUCCUUGUUUGGCUUCUGUAUUCUUCCAAGCUCGAUUGUGCUUCCAUUAACUUACGCUUGAUAGUAUCCAUCUCCUUUUUAAGUAGCUCAUUUUGGUCGUCUUUUUCUUUAAUUUGCUUUGUCCAUCUGCUGUUCACGUCUUCAAUUUUUUUCUGACAGUGUUCCUUUAUUUCUUUUGUCUCAUUCGCAUGACUUUCUUUCAUUUCUUCCAAUUCUCUCUCUCGUUCUUCAUAUUCUCGACACUCUUCUUCUGUGGUCUCCUCUGCAUCUUCUUGGCAGGGUUCUAUUCCAAAAACUUUCAAGAUAGAAAUGACAUAAUGUUGAUACGGUACACUACCAAUAUACUGGCAUUGUUCAGUUGCCCAACAACAUGCACACAAACAUUCCAUUUUCGGAAUAUACCACUGUCCAAAGUCUUGAUACCAAAAUAGCUAUCAGUUCAAACGUUCAUGCGCAAAUUAAAUAUUAAUAAAUUUCUAUUUUUUUUGUAUUUUUUAUUUACCUUCAUUCGGUUACCGUAAUAAGGUGUAUACGUAAACAUUUUUAGCCACUUCAGGUUCAUGUCGAGAAUACACAAAUAUAAAUUCUAAACCUGAAUCUACCUGCGUAAUGAUAUUAUGGGUAAGGAUUAUUAACUUCUUAUUAACCGAACGCGAUGUCUGCACAGCAACAUUUUGUACAAAAAGACCGAGGUAGUUGGAAAGAGGGAAGACUGAAAUGGAAGACAAAACACUGAAUUGUCUAUAGGCAAUUUAAGUCUUGCGUUUACAGUUGAGCCCUCCCACACAUGACAUAUAUUACAAAUAUAAAUUAAGGUAUAUCGUGGACGAUAGUGUUAACGAUAAGUUGAUAACUUACGCGUAUCAAUUUGAACGAGUAUCUCAUUACUGAAGUUGUGCCGUGGGACUUUGACGCAGCUUAUCUUUGAUGGCUGAUCCUUGAACAUUGACUUCAACUCGCUGUUAGCCCCAUCGGCCUGUUUCACAAGGUCCCGAACAUUUUUGUCUGUGGGUUGGUCGUCUAAUUUUGCAUCUCGGAUGACGCCCAAUGCCUUUGGGACAACAAAGACGAUUGAUGAAAAGUCGGUGUCCUUGUUGCUUCUGACCUUUGGCUGCAUCCACUUUGCAACCUGUAUGGCAAGAGAAGUAAUGAACCGGUUUUAGUUACUUUAUAAAAAAACUUGUGCGUGUACUUAUGUUGUACAUUCAUUAACAUAAAGUCUUUAAAUCAGCAUGAUAACUGGUGUACAACCAUUGCUAUUACCUCACAUUUCCCUAACUGCAUUUGUUGAAUCGCUUGUAAUACCAAACGAAAGAACUCUUCUAAAGCGGUUAUAGCCUUUAUGCUGACAUCAUAAAAUGAUUUCACAUAGGGCAUAAACUCGCUAAUCAGGUAAUGGUCAAAACUUUUCCUACUUAUGACGUCUUCGUCAUCAACCAUUGCAAUUAUCUGAAAAGCAAGAAUACAAUGUUAUUUUUAUAUGGAUAGGACUAUCGCAACUGAACAGAUUGGAAAUUGCUCUCGAUUUCGUAAAACAGCUAUUUGGGGGAUAAUAACGUUUCUUUAAGGUCCGAUAUGCGAUACUUUUUCCAGCUCAGACCAUAUCAUAAUAUAAAAUAUUAUACAUGCAUAAAAUAUAAGAUUAAAAUGUUUAUUAGAAUCCUUACCUCGUACGAGAAGAGCCUGUAGACUGAAUAAAUUUCAGCCAACCGUGGUGGAAAUCGUCUCAGAUGUGCCUUGAAAAAAGCAAUGUGGUUGGCUAACAUGUCAUUACUUAGGAGUUCACCCAUUACUAUUAUAUCUGGAAUACUGUGGGUACUUGCACAGCCAAAGAUACGGGUUGUUGCUGCCAGGAACUCCGUUACUAUUUCCUGGACUUCCCCAUCCUCGUUAUUUUCAUUAGAAAGUUUGUGAAACCAUAUGGGAGUUGUCCUCUCGAAUGACCUGCAGAGAAUAAAUAUUUAUAUUAAUGUAUAAUUUUGCUACAUGCAUGCAAUUUAUUGUAACUGAUCAUGAAAAGCAAAUUUUCAAACGCGAAAUAACACAUUUAGUUUCCAAUGUACGUAUUAAGAUAACUGAUUCAAAUGAUUUCAUAAUUAUAUAAAGGCGAGUGGGUCACCCUUUUGUUCUUCCCACAUUACAGUGGAAAAAGUUUUGAAAAUCCAUAGAAUGGAAAUUGUAUGCGGACCUUUAUUGGAAAUAGAAUGAAUUUUUGAUUAUCCAUAAUAAUUGUAUGUUUCCAUACUAUGGAUAUAGUAUCGUCAACGAAAUGACCGGGCAAUCAAACAACUUGUGGACGAUUUUUCUCUUAUUAGAAUGGUAGUAGCAAGAAAAACAUUCGUCUUAGUUUGAGUCUAAACUCGAUCAAUACAAUAGCCGUUUAUUGUUAUACCUGUAUGUCAACUGAAAUCCCAAAAUUACGUCAUUGCAAACAAAGAAUUAAGUUUUGCCACUGACAAUUAUAGUCAAAUGUGAACUGUACAAUCCAUUUGGUAUUAUAACUGUUCUUUAAAUAUCAGAUACCCAUCCAUAGUUCUUUUGACACUUGGAUCGUACAUUUGAAUAUUAACUGCUUGUCAUGGCUACUUUCAUUGAAAUAGCUGUAUAUAUAAAAAGCAUAUUACCUCAUAUCAUCGCUCAUUUUAAAAUUGACAGUCAAUAAAAAUGUCGUCAAUGGUUUCUCAUCGCCUCUCUCCUGCGUCUGAUUCCCUAGGCCAUUGAAGACUGACACAAGUGGUGAACGCAAUACACUGGCAUGGGUAGGGUCAUCCCAGCAGGUGGGGAUUGUAGAUUUCGUCACCUCGGAUAUCACAAACUCUGCAGAAGAUUGUGACACACUAUGCAUUCCCAUCAAUGCUCCGACCAACUUCAAAGCAGUUGAUUUUCCGCUAGUAGGUUCGCCCACAGCAGUAGCAACAGGACAUGCAUCUACAAAAUGAAUUUAUGUAAAAACUCGUAUUGUUGUAAUGCGCAAAUCAAAUCGAAACCUUGACCCCCCCCCCCCACGGGCAUACCUGGGGAAUUUGCUUGUUUAGUAUUUGAAGAAGGUGGGAAUCGGGAGUUUGAACUUUUUUCUAGUGGGAGGUGGGGAAUUUGCUUAGGGGGUCGGGAAUUUGAAUUUUUCUUUUUUACACGUGUGCUGAAUCCAAAAUGGCGUCAAUGACAAUGGAUGAGUUCAAGUGCGAAGAAAUUAACUUUGUCCUUGGUUGGCUACAAAAGAACGGCUUUGAACGAUUGAAAAGAGUUUCUGAAGGAAAGAAAAACUUUGUAAUUCCAAAAUUACGAAAUGCUGUAGCUUUCAAUUCGUACGUGAGGUUGGGUAUUUAACCUGACCAAAACGUCAAAAUCCAAAUUCCCGGGGGGAUGUCAAGGUUUCGAUUUGAUUCGCGCAUAAUCUUGCAUUAAGUCAAUCGUUAACAUCAUGAUAUUUUUGGAAAAUAUCCAUGAUAUCAAUCUAACCCGAGAAAAUUUUUAAGUAACGCACGUACAACUGUAUUGUCUGUAACUAUAUAUACAGCUAUACUGUACUGUAUAUAAAGAUCACAUGCAUGGUUGGUGAGCGUGUACGAUUUUUAUUGACGAGUUUGUAUAAAAUUGCAUACGAACUUGUGAGAAAUCGUACAAACGAACCAACCAUGCAGUAAUUUGUUUAUUAUAUAUGUCUAGAGUAUUUAAAACUCAUGAAAGGCUCACAGUCACAGCGAACAACACGGAAGCCAAAUAUUGAAGCUUUAAAACAAGGUUGUUUACAGUUUAUUUCUUCAUUAUUUGGCUUGCUCCCUUCAUUUCAUUUGCAUAUAUAGCCUUUACAUAUAUAGUUGACCUCAUCCCACCCUUCGCACAUAUAAUGAAUGCACUUCAAGGCAGAUAUAUGAAAAUAUCAAACUUACGAAUUGUUUUCAGCAUUUUCUUGAAGUGAAAAGCUCCUAUUCCACCCUUAAUAACAAAAUGAACGGCAUGAAAUUCACACCGAAAAAUUCCUUCGACUUCUGAACAAGAGUAUGCCAAUUAAAUGCUCGUAUGGGCAAUUCAAAUUGGACAGGGUGGGCAUGGAAGAAUGCCUUUGGAAUGGUUUUGUCAGUCAUGGCAGUGGGCAUAAGUGGAAGGAAGGGUACCAUCCAAAUAUGUCGCCAUUCUGGUUCAUGAAGUACGCCAUUUCUGGUCAGCUGUAAAAAAAACAGCAUAUGUUUCUCUUUCGUUACUGACAGUAGUGGCUGUAGUGCAGCCGUGCAGGGUAGCAACUUUUUUUAGCAAAGUCAGUCUGGGGAUGAAGAUUUUUAUCACACCAACCUAAGCAGGGCUUGCUUUUCUUUAACAACAUAUUCAAGAUCAGUGAACUCAAUGUUUUUAUCAUUAAAAAGGUUCACUGAUCUUGAAUAAUCCUUGAUUUUCCUAGUUAGUUGGUUUUUUUCAAUUGAAAGGGUUGUAAUUCGCCUUAAAAACCAUCAUUCAAAAGGCUGAACUGUGCCUUUAAUUCAGAUAAACGCUAUAUUAUUAAUUUUGGUAUUGUUAUCAGUUGACUCGAAAUUUCACAAGAAAUUAUAUACUUACUUGUACAUUCUCGUUCAAAAUGUAAAUGGCCGAAUCAAAAUCGCCUUUCGUUUUAACGUCGGUAUCCUCCUCGUCAUACCAACCCGGUAUUUCCUCAAGGUAUUCGCCAAAUUGGUCAACCUUUUUAAGGUUUCUUUGACGGCCAAGUGUAAAACUCCCGGUGAGUUCUCUCGGGUUAUUUGUGGCAAACUCGCAAACUACCGACAUGACAUAUGAACUUAGUUGUUCAUUGUUGACCCCCUGCCAGAAAAUUCCGCCGUGCUCGUUGAACGAUCGAUUUAUGACUGCUUUAAAGUUUUUGGCAGAAUCCAUUUCGUCAAUAGUUGUGUAACACUUCCUAUGAAAGUAAAGCCAAGCAUGUCAUAGAAGGACAUCAGAAAAUUUAACAAUUACAUUAUGAACUCAAGAUUUCUACGAGGUGAUCAUGAUAGUGUCAACACGGAAAAUGUUUUAUCGGUGUAUCAAAAAAGGGUGUAUAAAAAAUUAUCUCAUACUUAGAGCGUAUUAGCGGCUUUCCUAUUGGCUACGAGGAGGUGCGUUCAAUCUCGAACCCACCUGCUGACGUAUGUUUAGGAGGUGGGUUCGAGAUCGAUGUUUUGGCGGCGGCCAUUAUGAAGUCUAUGAAGCGAUUUGAACAAAUUUCAGACGAAGAUUUAAGUAAAAAAAAUAAAUUAACUGUUUUUAGUUGUUUUAUAAUUAUUAUUUUUUUUAUUUUGUGUGAUGAAAAUGGAAUGUUCUGCAUUCAAAGUGGAAAAAAAGAAAGAUGGCCGCCGAAAUUUGUUCGGCACGAGCAGGUUUAUAUAAAUCUUGGCAUAGUUUUUGCAGCAUGUGUUCAUUUUCUCUUUUGCAGAUUAAGGGAGUAUUGUAGCGAAUUUUUUUUAGCUUUAAUUUAAGCCUAAGUUUGUUUGUUUGCAUGCGUAGUAUGUUGGUGGCUAAAAUGUUCGUUAUCCAAACACGAAAUUAUAUACUAAAAAGUAAAAUGCGUAUAAAAUUCUUCAGUACUUUUUAGUAUUUUACCGAAAUGGCAUGUGAUAAAAACCAAACAUACUAGCAGGUUCGGUGAGUCCGGGAUUGGACGCACCUCGGGUGGCUGGAAGUUUCCCGAACUCACCUCGCUUCGCUCGGUAAGUUCGGGAAACUUCCAGCCACCCUCCGUGCGUCCAAUCCCGGACUCACCUCCCUGCAAGUAUGUUUGUUAUAAAACCUGAACAGAUUUGAAAUUGCUCUCAAUUUCGAAAAACAGCUAUUAGUAUCCAGUUUUUUAUGUAUAUAGCUUCCUUGGGUACUUAUAAUGUAGAAUAACGAACAAAAUUUCUGGAACUCGAAUUUUGUGAACCAGAGGGGGUGUCUUUUCCAACAAAAUAAAAAUGGCUUGCACACGAAAUUUAAAAGCUUUAAUAGAUGGAAAAUGUGUUAGGUUUUAAUCACUGUACAAAAUUUAAGACAACUUGCUUUAGUUUAAGGCCUUUAACUAUUCAUUUUUUCCUAAAAAAUCAGCCUUUCGCAUGCUUGUUUAAUGGGAAUAAUGCUUUUACCUAACAGUAAUUAAAAACCCAACAAACUUUCCAUCUAUUAACUCAAAAUAUGAUUAAAGCUUUUAAAUUUCGUGCGCACGCAAUUUUUAGUUUGUUUGAAAAGACACACACACCCUGAUUCACAAAAUUUGAGUUCGGAAAAUUUGUUUCAUUAUUCAAUAUUAUAAGUACCCAAAUAAGCUAUAUACAUCAAAAACUGGAUACUAAUAGCUGUUUUGCGAACUUGAGAGGACAUUCAUAUCCAGAAACGUCACAGACUUGCUGCAAGUUGCGGAUUUUACCAGCAUGCUGCAAGUUGUCAACAAGUUGCAGCAGGCUUGUUGACGUCAUCAACUUGCAGCAAGCCUGUUGAAAUUUGCAGACUUGAUGCACGUUGAUGAAACUACUUGUAUCAAAUCUGCAAAUGUCAAUUUGCAGCAAACCUGAUAGAACAAUUUGCAGUAAGUCUGGUGAAUGCAGCAAGUCUAAUGAACACAUCAAUGCUGAUGCAAAUUGAGAAAAUCAGGCUUGCUGCAAGUUGUCACAUGCAAGUUGUUUCAUCAACUUGCAUCAAGUCUGUGGAUAUCAAGUUUUGACAAAUCUGAUAGAACAACUUGCAGCAAGUCUGAUGAACGCAUCAAUGUUGAUGCAAGUUCAGAAAAUCAGGCUUGCUGACUCCAAAGACAGUGUACGAGACUUCCAGGAUUCUGAAAAUCCCUUGGGAUUUUUCCCCCAAGAUUUUGUGGGGAGUUUUCAGCAUUUUAUACGGAUAUAUUAGGGAUUUUCGGGGAUUUUUUAUGGAUUUUUUCUAGAUGUACAAGAUUUUUUUGGAGUAAUACACUAUCAGUUGUUGCAAGUUGACAAGUCUGAUAAAAUAACUUGCAGCAAGCCUGUUAGAAUCAGGCUAGUGACUAGUGUUGCAACUUGACAUUUGCAGUAGGAUAUGACCAGGCGGCAAUUGACUAAAGAAACGGUAUAUAUGACGCAAUUAACGGAAACCUUAAUUACUUGUAUAAAACACCUAGUAAUCCGACAAAAGAACAUGCCCUCACACACGCCUUGCCCAGGUGCAAAUUUAAAGUUCAGUGCCAAUGGCAAGCGCACAAUGAGAAUUAAAGUUAUAUUACUAAAUUAGCAUAUCUCUACUCCUACAUUAACGUAUAUUAACGUAUAUAUGCGUGCAGCUACUAAACAACGCUGAAGAAAAUAUUUCUAUGAAAUACGAUCUUUACUUACUACAAACACAACAUUGGAUAAAAUCCUUUGCUGCGGCGGCAUAAAGAGCCUGUGUAUAUUUGUAUAACAUCUGUCUUUUGAUGACAUGCACUGAAGAUGGAAGAAACAUUGUUCUAUUUCUCUGCAGCGCAGGCUGUCUUUUGCAUGCAAAAUUUUCCUUUGCCAAUUAUCUUUCGUUUAUAAACUUCAAAGGCACAUUUUUCGCAAAAACUUGAAAUAUAUGACAUGUGUUCCGACACUCCUGCACUCCACAAUAUUGUGACGUUUUGUCUAACACGAUUGGAAAGAAGGCAAUACUUCCGGAGUAAAAUAUCUAAAGACGCAUCAUAGACUCCGAAAAUGAAUGGAAAGUUAGUGCGCAUUUCAAGUUUAAACGCGCGCUAUUUUAAUACUAAUACUAAAGGUCCAGAUACACCGGACGCGACUCGACAACGCGAUUUUUUAGUUUUUGAAACUUAAUAAAAUAGCCAUUGAGAGCAAAUUUUGGAAGAUAGGUAGACCAAAUAACUCAAAAUGUUAUAGCGCUUCUACUGAAUAUUUGUAAUAUCAGUGAAAAUCGAAAAAUUGCGUCACGUUUUUGUCGAAUCGCGUCCGAUCUGGACCCGUUAUUCGUUAAUAGUCUUUAAUAUGUAAAUGUCAGUAUACUUACAUUGACACACCAUCAUUGCGGUGAACGUCAAAAACGUAGCCAUUGUAUUUACGGUGGGUUUUACGGAACUUCACAAACGCCUUGAUUGUGAAAUAAAAAUUUGCGACGCAUUUAUAUCUGUUCUUUUCAAUUUUGGAAUGAAGCGCUUUCACUCCACGUUGGUCUUCCCUCACUGAUAGAGACUUCGCCGGUGACGCUGGAUUUGCAUUUGCCAUGUUGAAGCUACUAAAAACAGAAAGAAAAAAACACUUAUGUUUCUUGCUAGUUUCUUGCUUUGUAAAUCUAACUCUAUAUUCAUGCAACAAACAAACAAACAAACAAACAAACAAACAGAAGUAUAUACUUACUAUAUAUAUCUGACAGGUUCCAAAACUUGUUGGUUUGUAUUCUUUCCUCUUUUUCGUCUUGUAAUCACUAAUCAGCACCCGAAGUCUACUGUAAACUCGAACUAGCAUGCAAGCUAUAGGCUUAAACUUAGAGUAACUCCGACUUUUAUCCUAUUUCCAAACAAUGGGUGUUUUAUAUGGCAAACAAUGAAGUCUAUUGAAAAGCACAGCAUGUAGCACUUCAACAAUGCCUAUAUUGUAUAGUAAAGAUAUAGAUUAUAGCCAAUAUAGGUUAUAUGAUGAGAGAACUGUAUAUUCUUAAAUUCAAUUUAUUUACCACUGACUUCAUUCAGUUAAUUUACAUUGAUUAUUAUAAUAAAAUUUAGGUAUAUUUAUAUUUAUGUAUGUCAAAUUGAAAGGAAAGGGAGAGGCGAGAAGACCUCAGGAAGUCAAAGACUAAUUGUAUUAAGAGGCCAUGUCAUUGACAUUGUUAUUCAGAAAAAAAUUAAGGCAAAAUUUUUAAAAUUAUUUGUUGCAUGUAUAAUUGAAGCUCCUAUAUAUGACAUGUACAUGCACUAAAUGUUUUCAAUCAAAUAUUUUUGCAAUUUUCGUUUGAAAGAAGAAGUGAUAUUUAUUCCUGUUAUUGUGAUGAAAGCCUAUUGGCGUAUUGCUUAUAUUAGUCUGUUGCCUGUAUUGUAGUCAUGCAUAUAUAGCUGAAAUAGUAGCAAUAUGUCACUAUAGAUCAAUGCAUAAAUAUUACGAUAGCACGGCAAAACUGCACUAUAUCGUUCAUAGAUCAAUGAAAUAAAUGUUACGAUAGCACAGUAGAACGGUGUCCCAGGAUUUUCGCCCCCCCCCUACAUUUUCGCCGCCCGGGGGGCGAAAUUCCUAGGAAUAUCGCCCCCCCCAGGGGGGUGAAAAUCCUAGGAAUUUCGCCCCCCUUUAGGAAAUUCGCUCCCCUUUAGAAACUUCACCUUUUCUUUAGGAUUUUCGUCCUCCGUUCAAAAUUUCGCCUUUCCUAACAGUUGCAUGGGAUAAUUAUUACAUGGCUUUAAUCAUUUGAAAUCAGUAUCAAUUCAAAAUUGUUAAGACAGAGCUUGAAAUAACAACCGAUCACUGAUCAAUGAUCGGCAAGGAAUUGUUUAUGAUCGGCGGAAAAGCAGGGUUUCGGUUUCCAACCUGAAAAAAGCAGGGAAAGUCGCGACUGCCGAUCACCAUGAUCGGGAACUUUGGGAACGUUAUUUCAAGCCCUGCAUGUAAGAAUACAAAUUUACAAUUACAUGUAUCGAAAGGGCUUUACACAGUUACAGUAGAUCAAUACUCAAUAGGACUUAUGACGCUUCACAGCACACCAUGCAUAUUUUGCAUUUUCAGUGUUAAUCCUUAAACUCAUUGUUAAAAAGUAAUCACCAUGGUGGUUAUUGUAAUUAUUGGUAUUGUUUUGCAUCCACGUUUUGUCGUUCUCGGAAAAUGUAUGGUUUGUCACUAUUUUUCCCCGAGCCGGCGGCGCGAAGCGCCGUGCGAGGGUACUAAUUCCCCCCGGCUAUUUACACCCGGGGAAACGAAAGCAUUAGGGAAGUCUGAAGUCCAUCAAAUAUCGCGGGCGUGGGUCACUGUGCGUGUUUCGGUGGGUGGUCAUCCUCACUGAUCUCAAAAAUGUGGCGGACUGUCAUGAAUAGCGAACACUGAUUGGUCAAAUUUAAAAUUUGUUGUUGUACGACGAAUGACGACUUCAACUGACAGAUACUUCAUGAAAAUAUUUUGCUUUUUGCACUGCAAUAUUUUGUACGUUUGCAAAAAACUUUGACAGCUUUCAAAGCAAUUUGUUCUAUAAAAAGUUUAAUAAAACAAUUACGGUAUCAAAUACCAAUUGAAAAGAUAUCGACUACUGUAUGGAGCCAAAUGAAGAGCGGCAAGGAAACGACAAGAAAGCCGAACGUCUAGCGAAAAGGAGGGAGCUAGCGAAGACGACAACGUUUGCUUGAGGAGACUGCUGAGGAAAGAGAAGCUCGCCUGGGAAAGCGUAGAGAAGCAUGGAAAAAAAGACUGCUGAAGCGAAAGGUAAGCAAAGGCUUGUCUUCACAACGCUAUGUACCAAUGAUACUGUAGCUAUAUAUACAAGUUGAAGUAUGAUAUUCGACCCUCUAUAUUCGACUAUUUCUUGAUUUCUUCACAAUUUUCCAAUAAAGAGUUUGUCAUGACACGCUCAAGUCAGUAUAACCAGACUGUAUUUUAUUUAUAUCAGUUAUCACAGCCACAGGCAAUUUUAUGCUGUCAAAUACCGUCGGUUGCAACUAAAGGUGAACAGUUGCAACUAAAGGUGAACAGUUGCAGAUAAAACAUUCUCUAUUCUCAUUAAAAGGCCUGUAAAAGUUUCCAGUAAGUCUCUAGCCCAACACGUUCAGACCACACAAAGUUUUGUUACUUAUUAUUGUCCACUGUACACAUGGGAAACAACAAUUAAGUGUUGUUGUUCUUGACAAACAUUGAAGAUUCUAAUCACGCGAAUGUUUUUAUGAGCAACUGUUCAUCGUUAGUUGCAAGCGACGGUACAAACAUUUUUCCGACUGUGACCGAAUGUGCAACGAUAUAUUUUUCAAAGUUGUUGUCAAUUCCUAAAAUUUGUUUAUAGUAAAACGGCCUGCUCAGCACUCACUACUCACGAUGAUUUCAUUUAGAAAUGCAGUUACCAGGAAAGGAACUGAUUCUAAAAUAUGUAAAUUUAAAAGCAUUGGCUAACAGAAUAAAGCGAUGUGAAGACAAGGUACAAACUUUUAUAGUUGCUAUUUGUUAUAAAAUCCUAUAAAUAAACCGAUUCAACAAUAAUAUUGCCUCGAAUUUGCAUAUUCUAUGCCGCAUGUUUAUAUUUUAUUUUUAUAGUAUAAAAAUAAAAUUGUAAUACUAUGAAAUAAAAUACAUUUCUAUUUAUUGACCAGUACUUAUUUAAUGUUUUCUUCAUCCAGUGGUCAGAGUAAAUUUCUACUUCUAGCAAGUAAAUAUUUGACAAGCAGUUUGGAAUAAGCACCGGACUUUUAAUGCAUCAGCCAAAUCCAAGUGUGCCCAUCCCCCUCGCCCAGCCAUUUUCCUGUAAAGCACAUCCCGGGGGCCGGGGGUUGGGUAUUUCCACUCGAACCUUAGCCCCGGCGGGGCAUUUGAAAAUAACAAUUUCGAUUCUUGCACUUCACUUGGUGGAAUUAAUAUUAGAAUGUUAGGGUUUGUAAUCCACGUGAGAAUAUAUACAUGUAUAUAUUUUGUAAUCCAAGUGAGAAUAUUUUGUAAUCCAAGUGAGAAUAUACAAAUGUAUAGUACAUGUAUAUAUUUUGUGUAUAUAUUUUGUAAUCCAAAUGAGAAUAGUUUGUAAUCCAAGUGAGAAUAUACCAAUGUAUAUAUUCUCACUUGGAUUACAAACCCUAACAUUCUAAUAUUAAUUCCACCAAGUGAAGUGCAAGAAUCCAAAUUAUUGAAGUCCACUUUAUCACAACCCGCACACCCGAUAACCUAAAUAUACAUGAACUUGCGGUUCAAGCUCAACAGCUGGCCUCUGUAGCUCAGUUGGUUAGAGCGCUGCACCGGAAUCGCAGGGCCGUAGGUUCAAUUCCUACCAGAGGACCUUGUGCUGCAUUUUUCGCAGUCGUUCCUGGUUAGGUCUUAAAAUGUAUAUAUUCUCACUUGGAUUACAAACCAUAACAUUCUAAUAUUAAUUCCACCAAGUGAAGUGCAAGAAUCCAAAUUAUUGAAGUCCACCUUAUCACAACCCGCACACCCGAUAACCUAAAUAUACAUGAACUUACGGUUCAAGCUCAACAGCUGGGCUCUGUAGCUCAGUUGGUUAGAGCGCUGCACCGGAAUCACAGGGCCGUAGGUUCAAUUCCUACCAGAGGACCUUGUGCUGCAUUUUUCGCAGUCGUUCCUUGUUAGGUCUUAAAAUGUAUAUAUUCUCAUUUGGAUUACAAACCCUAACAUUCUAAUAUUAAUUCCACCAAGUGAAGUGCAAGAAUCCAAAUUAUUGAAGUCCACCUUAUCACAACCCGCACACCCGAUUACCUAAAUAUACAUGAACUUACGGUUAAAGCUCAACAGCUGGCCUCUGUAGCUCAGUUGGUUAGAGCACUGCACCGGAAUCGCAGGGCCGUAGGUUCAAUUCCUACCAGAGGACCUUGUGCUGCAUUUUUCGCAGUCGUUCCUGGUUAGGUCUUAAAAUGUAUAUAUUCUCACUUGGAUUACAAACCCUAACAUUCUAAUAUUAAUUCCACCAAGUGAAGUGCAAGAAUCCAAAUUAUUGAAGUCCACCUUAUCACAACCCGCACACCCGAUUACCUAAAUAUACAUGAACUUACGGUUAAAGCUCAACAGCUGGCCUCUGUAGCUCAGUUGGUUAGAGCGCUGCACCGGAAUCGCAGGGCCGUAGGUUCAAUUCCUACCAGAGGACCUUGUGCUGCAUUUUUCGCAGUCGUUCCUGGUUAGGUCUUAAAAUGUAUAUAUUCUCACUUGGAUUACAAACCUAGCUAACAUUCUAAUAUUAAGUCCACCAAGUGAAGUGCAAGAAUCCAAAUUAUUGAAGUCCACCUUAUCAUAACCCGCACACCCGAUUACUUAAAUAUACAUGAACUUACGGUUAAAGCUCAACAGCUGGCCUCUGUAGCUCAGUUGGUUAGAGCGCUGCACCGGAAUCGCAGGGCCGUAGGUUCAAUUCCUACCAGAGGACCUUGUGCUGCAUUUUUCGCAGUCGUUCCUGGUUAGGUCUUAAAAUGUAUAUAUUCUCACUUGGAUUACAAACCCUAACAUUCUAAUAUUAAUUCCACCAAGUGAAGUGCAAGAAUCCAAAUUAUUGAAGUCCACCUUAUCACAACCCGCACACCCGAUUACCUAAAUAUACAUGAACUUACGGUUAAAGCUCAACAGCUGGCCUCUGUAGCUCAGUUGGUUAGAGCGCUGCACCGGAAUCGCAGGGCCGUAGGUUCAAUUCCUACCAGAGGACCUUGUGCUGCAUUUUUCGCAGUCGUUCCUGGUUAGGUCUUAAAAUGUAUAUAUUCUCACUUGGAUUACAAACCCUAACAUUCUAAUAUUAAGUCCACCAAGUGAAGUGCAAGAAUCCAAAUUAUUGAAGUCCACCUUAUCAUAACCCGCACACCCGAUUACCUAAAUAUACACAAACUUACUGUUAAAGCUCAACAGCUGGCCUCUGUAGCUCAGUUGGUUAGAGCGCUGCACCGGAAUCGCAGGGCCGUAGGUUCAAUUCCUACCAGAGGACCUUGUGCUGCAUUUUUCGCAGUCGUUCCUGGUUAGGUCUUAAAAUGUAUAUAUUCUCACUUGGAUUACAAACCCUAACAUUCUAACAUUUGAAAUUAAGGAUUUGGAGGUUUUGCGAUCACUGAUAACUUGAUAAUAAUAUAAAACAAAACACUUCUAUCUGCAACUUUUACAAUCACUGAUAACUUGAUAAUAAUUUAAACCAGUCAAGUUGUAGUUUAAAUAGAGAAUAAUGCAUGGGUGCACGAAAUACCAGAUUUAUUUUGAGUGUUGAACAUGAGUGUGCAGCGAACAAGUGAGCGCAGCGAACAAGUGAGCGCAGCGAACGAGUGAGAUGUCAUGUUCAACACAAAAAAUAGAUCUGGUAUUUCCAACCACCCAUGUAUUUUUCUGUUUAUUCUAUAAAGGAUGGUCUUAAAUGAAAAGCGAUAAUUUUUACAGAAAAGCGAUAAUUGAAAAGGCGAUAAUUUUAAUUCACAUGUGAGAUUAUCAUGAAUAAUUUCACAUGUGAGAUUAUCAUUUUUAUCAGUGCUCGAAAUCUCUGUAAAACACUGUACUUUAUAUAAUAAAAAUUCAUAAAUUUGAACCAUGCUAGAGCAUGACAACAGCAAAAGCUCUAUAGUAUGAUGCACAAUAUUUUGGGAGGUGAAAUACACGAACAAUAAAUCAGAGAGUGUUUGCUUGGAACUCACUGGGGGGGGGUGGGUGGGGGGUGCAACACCCCUGAUAAUUGCUCAUGAGGAAUUUCAGGUAGAUUUCCAGUGCACUUUUAGGUAAAUUUAAGUAGAUUUGCAGAAGAUUUUCAGGGGAAUUCAGGUAAUUCUCAGGACAUGAGAAAGUGAAUUUGGAAAACAACUGUAUUUUCGGAAAAAUUAUUAUAUGUCCUGAAAAUUUUUUGUACAUCUGGAAACAUUUUGGUAACCACCCCCCUCCCCCCUCUAUCUAACCUCACACACACCCUGAGACGAAGUGCUAGCAACGGCACUGAGUAUACAUCUUUUGAAAACAGGCGAGGGGUUAUUGCAUGCAUGUAUUUCUAGUAGUACCAUAACUUACGAAAAUCUGCUUCCACUUUGACAGUGGCCUCUCCAUUUUUGAAUUUCGGAUAGACAACAACAACUUGCUCGGAACCAUCUGAUUUCUUAAUCUUAUUAUCUCGGUUCAGAUUGAUGUUGAAAUGUAUGGCUGCAAGGAUGUGCCUAAAUUAAAAAAUAUAAACAAAUGAUCCAUAUUCAAUGCGAAAAGGAAUUUUGUGUCUGCAGGGUUUGAAUUAGCAGUGUAUCAUGUGCAAUUUGCACAUCAUUAUGGCCAAAAUAAAAAAAAAUUGUGCACACACAUUUCUAAAAAUGAUAUGCAAAAAAAAUUUUAACUUAUAGAUGACCUCCAUAGUGUUCUCCUAUAGUUACCAAUAUAUCCCUUAACUAAUUCAAACCCUGUGUGUCAAAAGAUGGAAAGAGUAUUCAUAAUACAAAGGCCUUUUUUAGCAGGAGGUUAAAAUUACAGUGCUGUACCUGAUGUACAUUCCAGGAUAUGAGAAAGCAAUCAUCUUCGGUGCGAAGUGGUUAAGAACUGAGUGGAAGCCUUCAAGGCAACUUGUUUGGGCGAUAGUUGAUGCUUUCUGGAUUCCAGACUUCAAUCUUUUCUUUGUCAAUACCUUCUUUACUUUCUCAUACACAACUGACUCUAAAAGAUAUAGAGGAUAGCAUAUUUUAUAUACAUAGUACAGCAUAUUUAGACACUUCUAACCAAGGGCAGAUUUUCAUUUUUUUAAAAGGAGGGGUGGAAAAAACGAGAACAUUUUUAUUUAUCUACGUUUCGACUAUAUUUCAGUCAUCAUUCUAGUGGGGUGGGUUUAACCCCCCCCCCCUCCCCCCAGUAAAUCUGCCCAUGCUUCUAACAUUUUCAUGGUCACUCACUCUCAUCCAACCAUUUUCGAUGUUCAAUUUCAACAUCAUGGGCACACUUGUUGAAAAUAGGAUCUUCCAAAUCCACAUGCUUAUCAACAACAUGCUCCAGAAAUGAUUUGAAUUUGGCCCAAAUAACUCUUCCAUCACCAGAAGAAGUAGAUGUCGCACUCCAAUGUAGGUGGUUCUGGCAUGGUCGUAUCCACGGUUGGAUUUCUUCACAAUUGGUCUCCUUUCCAAUGUUAGUCAGUACUUUACCAACUUCUAUAAAAAAAACAUUUAAAAUUAAAAUCCAAUAAUGAAAUGCUUCCACCUUGUUUCAAUGUAGGUCUAAACAAUCAGCACAAAGUGUAAACAAAUUGCUAACUUCCUGCCAAAGGGCCUUUGCUUGAAACAUUGACAUUGUUAGUGUUUUAGGUAGCGAUCCAUUGGACCCAAUUUGUUAUACAUGUCUUCUAAAUAAUCUGUAAUGCAAUACUUACUUUUUCUCAGGUGCCAUAAAUCAAAAAAGUGCUUUAUUUUCUGUUCUUUUUCCUUCAUGUGCUUGGCAAUUGAUCCAUGGCGGUCAGUGACAAGAGCCUCAAAUGAGAAGUCAGACUCUGCCAGAAAAUCCAGGCAUUUCUGAAAUAGUAAAGCCAAGUACUCCAUUGCCUGACUGCUACCAGCUUCAUUCCUCUGUUAACAAUAAGAAGUAAUAAUAAAAUUGUUUGACUCAUUGCAUGCAAUUACACUCCUGUUAGGAAUUCUGUUUUAUAUUUUUAAUCUAAUUGGGGACAACAAUUUUUGUUUUUAUACCUGGACAAGUGAGAAAUCAAUUAUAGCAGGUUCUGUGCAACAAAAUAUUGUGUAGGCACAAUACUUAGCACUAUGCCCCAUGCUAUCGUGCCUUCCAUCUCCUGCUAAUACCAGAGGUUCUUCGUUGCUUUUUAGUUGGUCCAUCAAUGCUUUUUGGUAUUUUUUCCAAUGUUUCAGAAUAGCUGGAAACAGUUUGUCCUUCACAUAAAAAUAAUAAAGAUGAAUAAGAAUUAACCCAUCAAGUGGUAUCACUAUCCCCCUGCCAAGUAAAAUCUUAUGGCAUUAAACAGUAAACAGUUAACAGGGUGCAUGGGCAGUCUGAGUAUUCCAUUGAGUGGCAGCACUCUCCCUCCAAUGAUUAAGAUUAUUUGGUGUUAGACAGAGUAAAAUAAUAAAGUAGGGCGCAUAUGGACACAUUGCAAAGGGGAAAACAUCAAUUAUUUUUAUAUACAUUAAAUUAAAAUUAAAUCACAGCUGACCAAUGCAAUGAGUUACCAGUAACAUGACAGUGUAUAUAUGGAGAAAUAGUCUCAUAAAUAAAGCCUCAACCAAAUUCAAAUCAAUCCAUAAUAUUAUUGGACUUUUAUCAUUUACUUUAUCCAAUCAAAUUUCAAGCCAUUCUGUUGAACAGGCCUUGUGUUUAAUAAGGAGAACUACUAAAAAAAUUUAACACAAGGCAAGAUCAACUGUAAAUUUGACAAGUAAGUAAAACAAUAUUAUGAAUAAAUUUGUUAAUUAAUAAUACACAAACAAGAUUGAUGACACCAGCCUGCACAUGGCCACUCAUGAUUAACUAUCACAAGUGUUCUGUUAUGUUAGGCACUGAGUCAUUAAAAAGCAAUGAAUGUUAAUCUCACCCUCUGAUGAUUGUAGAAGGUUCUCAGUGAAAUGCAUGACAAUCCCAUAUGAGAAAGGACUCUCAGCACUUUGCUUGCAGAGGCUCCAGCCAACAAGAUUGCAAAACUUAAGAGAAAGUUUCCUGCAGUUAUUUUGGUUCCUUCCAUGUUUGGUUGACUAUGCCACACAGACUCUCUUUGUUUGCACUCAGGAUUACCACAUUGUGUGUACUGUAACCAUUGUGCCACAUUCAGUAGUUUCGACCAGUGGGUUAUCAGCUUUGCACGAUGGACAAAUAUUAAAAAGCAGUAACAGUUGGGAAAGGAACACUACAUAUUUGGGCUCUGUCCGAAGGUUGCCAUUAGGUUUAUUAGUGCUAAAAGACAGGAUGUAAAACUUAAUUGAAUGGCAAUAACAGUAUAGUUUACAAGCCUGAUCAAAGGCUGUUGAGGCCGAUUCACUGAUCAAGUAACCACAAAGACUGACAGACAUUGCUUCGCAACAUCCGGCCAGGACACAUGUGGAUUAUUUUUGUGUCCCACCAGGACACAUGUGGAUCAUUUUCUUAACAUGGCUUCUUAUAUUAUUAUAGUAUAACUAUGACAUUUGUGAUGUCCAGCAUUAGUGAAAAGUGUCAGUCCAGAGGUGUCAGUCAUCACCCAGUUGGUGCCUGAAAAACUGUCCACAGCACCACUCUCCAUGGCACCCUUCAAAAAAUAUUUUUAGGCUUGAUAGUUCACCAGUGAAAAUAUCACAGCAACAAAGUCAUCUAAGGGCUAUAAUAGAAGAUAAAUGCCAAAGCAAAUAGUAAUAAUUUAUAAUCUUAUUUACCUGGUCUCGAUAUUGGAUGAUUGAUCAGAUUCCUCUUCUGUAAGUUCUGUUUCCAUUUCAUAUUCCUGAGAACUUCCCUGAGAUGGUUCAUCAUCUGUACUUUCUGAGUUCUCAACAGUUUCAAAUUCCUCGCCGGUGGUUUGUGGGUUUUCUCCUGCAGACUUUUCUACUAUUUCAAUGAAUUAAAUCUCUAAUAAAAUACAUACAGCAUGGCAUAUGGUGACCAAUAACUACAGUAGCAUACACACUGUAUUAUCACAGUUAAUAAAUACAGUCUAUACUGAGGCUAGCAAUAACAGACAUUAUAAACAUUCAUUACAGCAUACAAAUUAUAUAAUAUAUAAGAUCUGAGGAGGUGGGGACCAUGUCUCUUGUAUUAAAAUAUUAAUUCAAGCCCAAGGAGCUUACUUGAACAUAAUUCAGCGGUGAUUUUCUUCUCCUUGAUCAAUUUAUGAUUCUCGUCCACAAGUUUAUUACGAAGAAGUCUGUUUUCCUCUUGCAUGGUGACACAUUUGUCACACACGUGUGUGGCUAUUGUUUGAGUGAAUUUCUCACUUUGUAUCCGUUCAUCGUCCUUUGAGGUCAAACAAAAACAAUUGGUAAAUUGUGGAUAAUCAUACAUAUGGUGUAAACCAGCCUCACAAUGUGUAUUAAUUUUAUAAAUAUGUAUUUAAUAACAAAGCUAAGUUUGUAACAAACCAAUUUGCGGUAUGCAAAUUUAAUACAAAGAAUUAAAGUGAAGUGUUACAUGUAAAUAUUUACCGAAACAAUGCUUCCUGCUGCAGAGCUGCCAUGAUGCACAGUUUCCUCCAUAAAACAUCUAUUUCUCCCAACUCAGUUGAUGUAGAUGGCGUAGAUGUUUGUUGCUCUUCUGCGGUUGUUGCAUGUUGUUCUUUCGUAAUCUAUAAAGGGGUUUUUGCGGUAAUCAAUAGAAAUAUUGUGAAAUUUAUUAUAUCGUAUUUAUAAAUAUGCGAAUGUUUUUCAAUAGUGUCUCACCUUGCGUCUAAGCGCUCUUGCUGUUCUCUUUGAUGUUGUAUCUUCGUCGCCUUCGUUGGCAAUCGAAAGUGUUGGAAACGAUGAAACACCGACUUCAUCUUUUUUCAGCCACGGAAUGUACGUUGUUUCUUGCCCAGGCAAAUUUACUUUGCGAACAAAGGCGUCCGGUUCAAAAUGCUUCGAGCAUAUGCAGCUUGUACUGGAAGGCUCCCAUUUAGCGCGUUUGCGCUUAACAAAAUCGACCCAGCGCUUGCGUCGUUUUAUCGGCUCUGGCCUCGAAUCACCAUCGUAAGGAAUCUUGUGAAGUAUUACACCGUUUUUCGGAUCAGGAGUGUUAGAACAGCCAAAUACAACACAAUGCGAAGGCAUUUUACAUUCGCAUGCUUGGCCAAACAAUAGUAAAUUGAUAGUAAAUUGAAACUAGAACAAUCACUUCCGUUCCCGAUUUGACGUCACAAGCCUUAUUCGGACCCAGACUCAUUUCUCCCGGCCAUGUUUAGAAAAAAGGCAGGUUUAGAGCCAAAUAUCUAAGACAAUAUUUAUCGGAUAAGGGAAUGCAUUAUAUCAUUAGAAUCGUCUCGCCAUGGCCAAUUUUUCAGUGAAAAAAUGAAAAUUCUUUCAUAUGCACUUUAAAUUUUUUGAUAAUUUCGUAAUUCAUAUCCCAAAAGAUGAAAAUUGGUUGUAAUAUAGAUAUGUAUUAAUUUAGUAAAUGAAUUUUUUUUUGUUUUUAUAUAAAUUUAUGGAGAUAUUGCCCCUUUAGGUGAUGAGUGACAUGAAAAACAAAGUGUCACUGCUUGAUAAAUGAAAAUACUGACUGAAAAAACUAAUGAUAUAUAUAGGUAUGCAAGGUCAUCUAAACUAAAUUUGGUCAAUCAUAUAUCAUUCAUGUUUGAUUGAAAAGAUCAGACUUUUUUAUGCAAUUGUUUCCGAGAUAUUGCCAUUUUGGUGAAAGCUUGGAAUUCAAUCAUGAAUUUGCCAUAUUGCUUGCCACUUUAGGGGGGUGGUAACAUUGUAACAGCUUGCCAGUUAAUGAGUUAAAGAAUCGAUGAGCGACCCGAAUAAAUAUGCGGAGACUAUUACUAGACAGGACGCUUUAAGCAGCAUAUUUGAAAGCUAUAAAGAAGCAAGCGUGAAAUAUAGCGAAUAUUUAGAGCGAGAAGAAGAUAAAAAAGCGGUCCAAAAACUAUGAGAAAGCGAAGUAUUGAGAUACACCGAAUUCAUUUGAAUUUAUUCGGAAUGGUUGCAUAAUUUAAGCCUGUUAUCUAAAGAGCAUAACCGACAUGCUGAAACGCAUCAUGAAACAAACAAUGUUAUGGAACAAUUAAGACCUUUUAAUAGAACAAUGGCUGAUGCUGCAUUAGAGCCAUUUGUUGAAAUUCCUUUGAAUAGAGAUGCAGCAUUCCAAAUUCCUAAUUUAUUGAAAGAGUCACAAAACGCGCAUUUAUUGAAAGAGUCACAAAAGGUCCACAGAUUAAGCCUGGUGAACCAGACAAGUUAAUGCAAUUGGCUCGGGAUAUGCGUAAUUGUUUGUUGAACUCCACGCAGCUGAACUAUAAAGCGGACAUCAACGCAAUGGAUACCCUUUCGAAGAUUGUAAAGAAACUACCUUCAUAUUUACAAGCAAAGUGGGCAGAACGUUGAUUACAUAAAUGAUUACAUAAAAGGAGGUCACGCUAGAAAAGUUUACGUCAACAUUAAUGACGAUUCAGAAGAAAGGCCAGUCUGGUAUCUUCCGCACCACCCUGUAGUGAAGCCAGAUAAACUGAGGGUUGUAUUCGAUUGUUCAGCGCGUUACAAAGGAACAUCUCUUAAUGACCAGUUGCUGAGCGGUCCUGAUCUGAUGAAUUCACUGGUAGGUGUUCUUAUACGAUUUCGCCAAGAACCGGUAGCAGUAAUGUCUGACAUCAAACAGAUGUUCCACCAGGUUAAAGUGGACCCCAAAGAUAACGAUGCUUUCCGCUUUCUGUGGUGGCCAGACGGCGAUUUAUCUAAGGAACCGCAAUAUUAUGAAAUGCUGGUACAUUUGUUUGGUGCAACCUCCUCCCCAAGUUGCGCGAGUUAUGCACUUAAGAAGACCGCAACUGAUAACCAAGGUGAAUUUGACAUCCAGAUGAUUGACACUUUAAAUCGUAACUUUUAUGUUGACGAUUGUCUCAAGUCGGUACCAUCAGUCGAGAACGCUUUAACUAUUGUACAAGAACUUCCCAAGUUAUUGGAGAAAGGUGGGUUCCAUCUUACAAAGUGGAUUUCGAAUCGCCAGAAAGUAAUUAUCACUUAUUUACUGAGACCUCGGGAAAGCAGUGUGUUUUGUAGACCCGAGACCGUCAAUGUUUCCCGAGGCGAAGCCGAGGGAAAAUUUUGAGAAUUUUGCGGGAACAACCGCUAAUCCUAUCAGAGAUGUACCGGCCCCGUUGACGUCACUUAAGCUAUCUUCGCUGUUAACAAAGCCAUUCUGUCCGGUAAUCUUGUUGCCUACGUCGGAUUCUUGAUGAUCGGGGUUCUUCGAACGUUCACUGUGUAAUUUAUCCCCUUCGUCUGGUUUAAUAUUCAGCGGGUGCAAAUAAGUGGAAUGCUUUGAUUGGCAACCGGUUACCUUACAGAAACUUUCUUUCGGGCAAGCUCUUGCGAUGUGUCCUUGGAACAGACAAUUGUCACACAAACCCUUUCUUCGCACUAAGUUAACUCUUUCUUUGACUGUGUCGCGUUUGAAUCUCUCGCAACGAGGCAGCAGAUGGUCACCGUUACACCUUGGACAUUUGUACUUCUUCGCUUCUAUAUUAAACACAUGUGCGCUUCCAGUGGACGUCUCCGUCUUCUUUGAAUUUGCUUCGCCGUCCACCCCGAAGGAAAGUUUGUUCCUGGGUAACUUGAACUUGGGAUUCUGGUCGUUGAUUAUUUUGCCAAACACUGGGUGCGUCAGGGCUCUAGCCUUCUUCUCUACGAACUUAGCAAGAUCUUCAAACGUAAUGUCCCUCGAUUGGUUGCUUGUUAUGUCGUCGGCGACGUCACGCCACGAUCUUCUAAGGGAAAACAGUAGCCUAUUCACAACCCUUUGCAAAUUGUCUGGAUUUUCAAGUUUGUGCUUGUAUCCAAUAUCUUCCAAGGUGUUCUUGCAACUUGUAAUCAGAAUAGAAAACUUAUGAAGUGCUGUUCCAUCUUCGUCUUUGAUAGGUGGUGAGUUCACAAUUCGAUCUAUGUAAGCAGUUGCUAUUCUGUAAUUUUGCCCGUAUCUCUGUUUAAGGAGCGAUCUUGCCUUUCGGUAGCCGUCUUCUGAUUUCAUCGUUAAACAGCUUCGCAUCAAUUCCUGGACAUCUCCAGACGUAUAUUGAAUCAGGUAAUGAAGCCUUGCGCCACUGUUCAUCGUCUUGUCUUCAACAAGGGUCUCGAACGAUCGUAUAAAGUGGCAAUAUUCUAUUGGGUCACCGCUAAAGGUCGGAACUUCAACAUUCGGUAAUGUCAUGGAUGUAGCCAGUCGAUAUUGUUGAUUCAAUAGUUGUUGCAUGUAUUGAUCCCGAUAUUGCUGUGAUUCAAACAUCUGUUGAUUUUGAUUCAGCUGGAGCUGUUGUACAUUUACCAUCUCUCGCAGGAAGUUUUCUGCCGUCUCUGAGUCGUCAGAAACAUCAUCUUUUUUGGUUUCUCCUCUUAGCUUCGUACUAUGAAUAGACGAUUUGACUUGAGUUGAUUUUUGGUCUCCUUGCACUCCAGUGUCUAUU